AUGAGUCUAUACUCUGUCAAUGCAGGCAUGCAAGUCGGAAAUAUUAAAGAUUUUAUUAAAUUUACGCAGUUUAUGAGAAAAUAUGGAGAUGAGCACACUCAUAAAGGAAGAGAAGAUGAUCAGCAUUUCCUGACUUUUAGUAUGGCUCUUAAGAAAUUUGAUGAAAUAUUAAAUUAUCAAAUUCUUAAUUACUCAAGCGAUUUCAUGGUUGCGGGAUCUAGAUAUUAUAUGAAUCAUCCAAAGAAAAUUAAAGGCCAAAAAUUCGGAAAUUGGUCUGUUAAUGGAAAAGUUCCUGUGAUUUAUCACCAGUUUGAUAGAACUAACUAUUAUAUUACGCAAAUUAAACGAAAAUGUAAACUUCAUGGAAUCCUUGCAGAUCAUACUUCAAUUAAAUCAUGA
Messenger RNA from Trichomonas vaginalis G3, 399 nucleotides. RefSeq lists its product as uncharacterized. The record is from RefSeq and is a predicted model, not a curated record. Lineage: Eukaryota; Parabasalia; Trichomonadida; Trichomonadidae. Bases 1 to 399 code for a protein of 132 amino acids. The transcript has a single exon.